Diachasma alloeum is the source of this 1305-nucleotide messenger RNA. RefSeq lists its product as uncharacterized. NCBI's taxonomy places the organism in Eukaryota, Metazoa, Arthropoda, Insecta, Hymenoptera, Braconidae. The transcript has 3 exons. Bases 1 to 1305 code for a protein of 434 amino acids. Gene Ontology annotation, molecular function: nucleic acid binding. The record is from RefSeq and is a predicted model, not a curated record. Gene Ontology annotation, biological process: DNA integration.
AUGAGUGUUGACGUGUUCGGACGCCAAUUGGGCACUGAUGCUGUGAGAUCUAUCGGCAGCCGGGAUGCUCCUGGUGAAGGCUUUAAGUAUCCUGAAGAAGAUAAUGAUGCCAUAUCCUUGAAGAUGAUACGCAAUAUGUUGAAAGAGGAACUUCGCCUCAUAUAUAAUGUGACUGGAUCUAUGGGUGGUAGAAUUGAUGGAAUUGAAACCAUAAUCCAAUCGUUCCAGAUGAAUUUUCUGAAGACUAUGAGACGAAAGAAUGUUGGUGAUGAAGAAGUACAAGAACAACUGAACAGUCAUUCUGGAACCAUUCAACAUAUAACUGAGGAACUGACAACACUAAAAGAUUCUAUUGCACAUGAGACCAAAAUGGACAACAAGAAGGCAACAGUCGUGGAGGAGCUUCAUAGACCAGCUCGACGAAAUUAUCCACGUCGACGUGUUGAAGUUCGCGGGCUGGAUGAGACGUGGCAGGCAGAUCUUGUGGACAUGAGUGCCUAUUAUCGUGAAAAUGGAGGUUAUAAAUUCCUUUUGACAGUAAUCGAUAUCUUCUCGAAGUAUGCUUGGGCUGUGCCUACGAAGACGAAGAAUGGAAAGGAUGUGAGCAGUGCUAUGAAGUCCAUACUUGAACAGGGCCGUGUCCCACAGAAGUUACACGUGGAUAGAGGUAAAGAAUUCUACAAUAGUCAAUUCAAAAGGCUAAUGCAGAAUUAUAGCAUUACUAUGUACUCAACAUUCAGUAACCUCAAAGCAUCCAUCUGUGAGCGAUUCAAUCGCACGCUCAAGGAGAAAAUGUGGAAACAGUUCAGUUUGCAAGGGACAUACAAGUGGAUUCCCAUUGUCACGAAUUUGGUUCAGUCCUAUAAUAACACCAAGCAUCGCACAAUUAAAAUGAAACCGAAGGAUGUUACUGCCGCUCAUGAGAAGUACCUCUUACAUCACGUCUUUGGGCAACUCAAAACUUAUAAUACAAAAAAAAUCAAGUUUAAGGUUGGAGAUAAGGUGCGCGUCAGCAAAUACAAGAAUGUAUUCCAAAAAGGAUAUACGCCCAAUUGGACAACGGAAAUAUUCACGAUAAGUCAAGUUGUGAAAACCAAUCCUGUCACCUAUAAACUCACGGAUUAUGAGGAUAACCCAAUUGAAGGUGGAUUUUACCAAGAGGAAUUAACGAGAGUUACGAAUCCUGAUGUUUAUCUCAUAGAGAAAAUCCUUCGAAGAUGUGGAAAUAAAGCCUUUGUUAAAUGGCUAGGUUUUGAUAGUUCUCAUAAUAGUUGGAUAAAUAAAGAUGAGUUAAAUAAUAACUAA